AUGAGAAACGCCCUAUGCAAAUACGAUACCUCCGCUUGUGUAAGUCCCCGGCCGAUCCUUGUGGGCGGGAGGCUGGACAUUCAAGUAUUUGGGACACGCUGGUAUACGUUGGCUAAUGACGUCAGUGAUGCUUGUGGUAGUUAUGAUGAUGACGUCAGUGAUGCUUAUGGUAGUUAUGAAGAUGACGUCAGUGAUGCUGGUGGUAGUUAUGAUGAUGACGUCAGUGAUGCUGGUGGUAGUUAUGAUGAUGACGUCACUGAUGAUGGUGGUAGUUAUGAUGAUGACGUCAGUGAUGCUGGUGGUAGUUAUGAUGAUGACGUCAGUGAUGCUGGUGGUAGUUAUGAUGAUGACGUCAGUGAUGCUGGUGGUAGUUAUGAUGAUGACGUCAGUGAUGCUGGUGGUAGUUAUGAUGAUGACGUCAGUGAUGCUGGUGGUAGUUAUGAUGAUGACGUCAGUGAUGCUGGUGGUAGUUAUGAUGAUGACGUCAGUGAUGCUGGUGGUAGUUAUGAUGAUGACGUCACUGAUGGUGGUGUGACCGGCUAUUUCCGGGGUGCCUAG
Messenger RNA from Aplysia californica (California sea hare), 558 nucleotides. RefSeq names its product prostatic spermine-binding protein-like. The coding region runs from base 1 to 558 and encodes 185 amino acids. The transcript is spliced from 3 exons. NCBI's taxonomy places the organism in Eukaryota, Metazoa, Mollusca, Gastropoda, Aplysiida, Aplysiidae. The record is from RefSeq and is a predicted model, not a curated record.